CUAUUUGCGCGCAGCUCAUUUUUGUGUGUUGUAGAGACAAGAUUACGUUUGCCGAUGUCGUAAAACAGUUUAAAAUUAGAAAUCUCAGUUUAGUUUUUUUGAGGCUGGCUGCUUGUAUUUUUGAGUAAGCCAAAUUUUAGAAACAAUCGUCGACUUGAAAUUCUUGGGAAAUUUAUAUCAAGAAUUUGACAACAUUUGCCUUGUGAUGGGUCACGUGACAGCACGUGAAGUGGCAUAGACAACGCAUCCAUUCGUCAGUUUUCGGGCGAACAGGCAGGCGCAGUUUGGUGUUUUAUUGAGCAGACUGCCUAUAAGUGAAAACUGAAAAAUGGCAAAGGUGAUCUCUCACGCCCAGGCGACCAAGGAACAUGUCCUGGCAGUCUCCAGGGACUUCAUUUCCCAGCCCAGGCUCACUUACAAGACUGUGUCUGGUGUAAACGGUCCUCUCGUCAUCUUGGAUGAAGUCAAGUUCCCCAAGUUCUCUGAGAUCGUACAGCUAAAGCUUGCAGAUGGAACCCUUCGUUCUGGUCAGGUACUCGAGGUCAGCGGCUCCAAAGCCGUCGUCCAAGUGUUCGAAGGGACAUCAGGUAUUGACGCGAAGAACACACUCUGCGAGUUCACGGGUGACAUUCUUCGUACACCGGUCUCUGAAGACAUGUUGGGUCGCGUGUUCAACGGUUCCGGCAAACCCAUCGACAAGGGUCCCCCAAUCUUGGCCGAGGACUUCUUGGACAUCCAGGGUCAGCCCAUCAACCCAUGGUCACGUAUCUACCCAGAGGAGAUGAUCCAAACUGGUAUCUCCGCUAUUGAUGUGAUGAACUCUAUUGCCCGUGGUCAGAAGAUCCCCAUCUUCUCGGCCGCCGGUUUGCCUCACAAUGAAAUCGCCGCCCAGAUCUGUAGACAGGCCGGUCUUGUCAAGGUCCCCGGCAAGUCAGUCUUGGACGACCACGAGGACAACUUCGCCAUUGUGUUCGCCGCUAUGGGUGUCAACAUGGAAACGGCCAGAUUCUUCAAGCAGGACUUUGAAGAGAACGGUUCCAUGGAGAACGUGUGUCUCUUCUUGAACUUGGCCAACGAUCCUACCAUCGAGAGAAUUAUUACACCUCGUCUCGCCCUGACCGCCGCCGAGUUCUUGGCUUACCAGUGUGAGAAACACGUGUUGGUCAUUCUGACCGACAUGUCUUCGUAUGCUGAGGCUCUGCGUGAGGUGUCAGCCGCCCGCGAGGAAGUACCCGGACGACGUGGUUUCCCAGGUUACAUGUACACCGAUUUGGCGACCAUCUACGAGCGCGCCGGACGUGUGGAGGGCAGGAACGGAUCCAUCACCCAGAUCCCGAUCUUGACUAUGCCCAACGAUGACAUCACCCAUCCCAUUCCCGAUUUGACCGGUUAUAUUACCGAAGGACAGAUCUACGUGGACAGACAGCUUCACAACCGUCAGAUCUAUCCCCCUGUGAACGUGCUACCUUCCCUCUCCCGUCUCAUGAAGUCCGCCAUUGGCGAGGGCAUGACGAGGAAGGAUCACUCUGACGUUUCCAACCAGCUGUACGCGUGCUACGCUAUCGGCAAGGACGUGCAAGCCAUGAAGGCCGUGGUAGGUGAGGAGGCUCUGACGCCCGACGAUCUGCUAUACCUCGAGUUCCUGACCAAAUUCGAGAAGAACUUCAUCACGCAGGUACGGACAUUUAUUGUACUACUAGCUGACAAGGCAGACUUCGUAGUGCCUCAAUCGAUAAAUAAAAGACCUAAACUUUUGUAUAAAAUGAACUUAAAGCAAACAAAGGGAAUCCCUGUCCGACGGAGGACACAUCAAAGGGAAAACGAAAUUGUUAUUUUUAUUCAAUUCCGAGCAUUUUCAUAUUUAUCUACCUUUUAAACCUUCUCUGGACUUCCACAAAUAAUUCAAGACCAAAAUUAGCCAAAUCGGUGCAGCCGCUCUCGAGUUUUAGCGAGACUAACGAACAGCAAUUCAUUUUUAUAUAUAUAGAUAAUCACGAUCAUGCUAUACUGGUUUUUUACUGGUGGUAGGACGUCUUAUGAGUCCGCACGGAUAAGUACCACCGCCCUGUCUAUUUCUGCCGUGAAGCAGUAAUGCGUUUCGGUUUGAAGGGUGAGGCAGCCGUUGUAUUGUUAAAAGUGAAACCUUAGAACUCAUAUCUCAAGGUGGGUAACCACUUAACAAUCAGGUGGGCUGUAAGCUCGUCCACCCAUCAAAGGAAAAAAAUGUGUUGAUUGUGCAUACAAUGUAACUACCAAUAACAAAAUACAGAUCCAAUAAUUUCAAGGAUCCACAUCCUCAGCAUGGCAGAUACUUGAACAGUCAUUGUUGUUACCAAAAAUGACAUAUUAUUCAAUUCAGGGUAACUACGAGAACCGCACAGUCUUCGAGUCCCUGGACAUCGGCUGGCAGUUGCUGCGUAUCUUCCCCAAGGAGAUGCUGAAACGUAUCCCGGCUUCCACCCUGGCCGAAUUCUACCCGAGAGACUCCCGCCAUUAAGCCUGCAACCUUGGAGUGCUCGUGAAUGUGUUCUGAACUGCCCUCGACAUUAACAAUAAGAUAUUAUAUGAUGUGUUAUAAAUUUGGUGUUCCCGUACCAAUGUCACAGUGCUAUAGACUGAAUGUAAUUUUGAAUUUGAUUACUUUGAUUACUACAAUUAAUUUGAUUACUAAUUGUCUUUAAGAGACCUAAAUAAUUACGGUCAACAGAUACCUUUGCCAAACAUUAUAUAAAGGUAUAAUAUUGUAAUUUUGAAUUUGAUUACUUUGAUUACUUUGAUUACUACUAUUAAUUUGAUUACUUAUUGUCUUUAAGAGACCUAAAUAAGUACGGUCGACAGAUACCUUUGCCAAACAUUCUAAAGGUAUAAUAAUAUUUUGAACAAAUCCAGUUUGUCGUUGGCAUAUUCAGAACAUUAAAACGAUAAAUUGUAAGAUAUAUUGUUUAAUAGUAAGUUGUUAAUAGUUAAUGUUUAUAACAUGUAUUGCGAUCACGUUACAAGAAAAAAAAAUAUUUAAAAUAUUAUAUGUAUUACUUAAAAUAAUAUUUCAAACCAUAAAACGGAAUAUAUAGUAGCGUUUCUUCUGUAUAUAAAUAAAACUAUAGAUUAAAAAAUUAUUCAAACUUUUUUUUUUUGUUGAUAGAGACGCAAUUAAAUAUUUUUGGUGCUUCAUUGUUGUAUUUGCGGUACAUAUAUUGGAUGUGUUCUUUCUUAUAAAUGGUAAUAUUUUAAAAAAAAAACUAUAUGAUAUUAAUGUGAUAUCGCUUAUCCGAGUAACAAUGUGAAGUGUAAUAAUUUUUGUGUAAAUAAAUUUUUGAAAGCCGAUAAAUAAAUAGCCCGGUGUUAGAUACGUAUGUUACAUUCCAUGUUCGCGUCCGCCCCCGUUGUUUGCUAAUGGCGCUCAAAAUGCAUGGAUGAUGUCUUCAAUGGAAAUAAAAACUAAUAGAAAGUU
Bombyx mori (domestic silkworm) is the source of this 3451-nucleotide messenger RNA. RefSeq names its product vacuolar ATP synthase subunit B (gene Vha55). Gene Ontology annotation, molecular function: ATP binding; proton-transporting ATPase activity, rotational mechanism. The coding region runs from base 329 to 1876 and encodes 515 amino acids. Gene Ontology annotation, biological process: vacuolar acidification; proton transmembrane transport; ATP metabolic process. Gene Ontology annotation, cellular component: proton-transporting V-type ATPase, V1 domain. The transcript has 10 exons. NCBI's taxonomy places the organism in Eukaryota, Metazoa, Arthropoda, Insecta, Lepidoptera, Bombycidae. The record is from RefSeq and is a predicted model, not a curated record.